AUGUCUUCACAUAAUAAACCUUUCAGUUAUGGUCAGCCUAGUAUUGAAGCUCUUCUUGAUUGUUUUUUCUCCGGAAACAAUGACCCUUUGGAAUUUUUGACCAACAACGAAGCGUUUGACACGAUUAAGCAUGAGAUCAAAAGGCUACAAGAUCAGUUUGAAGAGGAAGUAAAGAUUGCCAAGGAGAUUAAACAUCGAAACAAAACGAAUGACCAUGACUGGUGGGAACAACAACGUGUUGAUGAUAUGGGGUUAGAUGAAGUUGAGCGAUUUGUCAAGUAUUUGGAACAACUAAGAAGUAACGUGGUAGCAACGGUCAAUAAAGAGGAACCAAAGGCUAAUAAUAAUGAUCUUGCAAUUAUUGAUAAGAGUGAUGGUAAUCAUCAUGAGGCAAGGGUUGUUGACCCAUUAACUGAUCACAAAUUUGUCAAUGAUAUUGCACCUCUUAAUUUUUUCUUUGAUGAUGGCAACUUCUUUGACAAUAUGGAUAUAAGUGGGUUGAUUUAA
Molecule: messenger RNA, 507 nt
Organism: Pistacia vera
Lineage: Eukaryota; Viridiplantae; Streptophyta; Magnoliopsida; Sapindales; Anacardiaceae
Product: agamous-like MADS-box protein AGL61
Exons: 1
Coding region: 1-507 (168 amino acids)
Source: RefSeq, a predicted model, not a curated record